This is a messenger RNA of Salvia splendens (bonfire salvia), 1169 nucleotides long. RefSeq names its product anthocyanidin 5,3-O-glucosyltransferase-like. Gene Ontology annotation, molecular function: UDP-glucosyltransferase activity. The coding region runs from base 1 to 1023 and encodes 340 amino acids. The transcript has 4 exons. NCBI's taxonomy places the organism in Eukaryota, Viridiplantae, Streptophyta, Magnoliopsida, Lamiales, Lamiaceae. The record is from RefSeq and is a predicted model, not a curated record.
AUGGGGGUGGAGGCGGCACAAAGGGAGCGGGAGCCGGCGGUGUGGCUGGGGUCACGGCACGACGGCGGCUGGCCGUCGCCUGUUUCCUUCCUUGCGGCCAGUGUUGGGAACGCUCGGGCCGGCGUCGGGGCUAUCCAAGUCGACAUGGCGGUUGUGAUGAUGUCGACCUCACUCGUCCCGCUCUCUGCCGUCUGUUGUUCCUGGAGCCGGUCGACUGACAUUGUACCGGCGAGCGACACGGGACCAAAACCUGUCCCCGCUUUGCACUUAGAAACUACGCCGCUCGCAGCAAUUCGUGAAGGAAAAUGCAACAACGCCGGCCGCGCCCCGCCAAUAUUCUGCGUGGGGCAGCUCUUAGCGGCCCAAGACAGAGACACCGCCGGCGAACACAGCUGCCUAAAAUGGCUCGACAAACAGCCUAGCAAAAGCGUCGUCUACAUAUGCUUCGGCAGUCUAGGUUUAGUCUCAGCAUCUCAAUUAAAAGAGAUAGCUGAGGGUUUAGAGAGAAGCGGCCACAGAUUCCUGUGGGUGGUCCGGUCGCCGCCGCCGGAGGACAAAUCCAAAACGUUCCUACCGCCUUCGGAGCCGGACUUGGAUGCUCUCCUGCCGCCCGGGUUCGUAGACAGGACGAGGGAGAGGGGGAUGGUGGUGAAGGGGUGGGCCCCGCAGGUGGCGGUUUUGAGCCACGUGGCGGUGGGAGGGUUGGUGACGCACUGUGGGUGGAACUCGGCUCUGGAGGCGGUGUGGGAGGGCGUGCCGAUGGCCACGUGGCCGCUCUACGCGGAGCAGCAUUUUAAUAGGGUGGUGAUGGUGGAGGGGCUGGGGGUGGCGGUGGGGGUGGAGGAGGGGAAGGGGGGGCUGGUGGCGGCGGAGGAGGUGGAGAGGGGAGUGAGGGAGUUGAUGGAGGGUGUGAGUGUGAGGAAGGUGUUGGAGGAGAAGAGGAAGGAGGCGAGGGCGGCGAUGGAGGAGGGAGGUGAGUCUGUUGCUGCGAUGGGAAAGCUUAUUGAUUUGUGGAAGUCUUGAUUAAGUUUAAUUAAUUGGGGUUAAAUCUCUACAUCUUCACUAAUAAGUAGGGAUUUGGUGUAUGUUUUGGGAGUUCGAAUUAUUUGCAUGCACAAUUAUACGUGCAAUUAUUAUCUACACUGGUGGACAUGAGAUUUAUUGUUACA